Molecule: messenger RNA, 591 nt
Organism: Musca vetustissima
Lineage: Eukaryota; Metazoa; Arthropoda; Insecta; Diptera; Muscidae
Product: apolipoprotein D-like
Exons: 4
Coding region: 1-591 (196 amino acids)
Molecular function (GO): pigment binding
Source: RefSeq, a predicted model, not a curated record
AUGUAUAAACAAUCUACAAUUCUAAUCAUAUUGGGUGCCAUACUUGUUGGCACUUCUGGUCAAGUUAUUUAUUCCGGUCCAUGUCCAGAAAAUAUUCAAACUGUAGAUAGUUUGGAUUUAGAAAAAUAUUUAGGUUCAUGGUAUGAAUAUGGUAAAUAUCCGGUGUAUUUUGAAAACGAAGGUAAAUGUGUAACGGCGAAAUAUACCCUAAAUGCUGAUGGCACGGUUAGAGUGCAAAAUAGUUUGGUGAAUGAGAACUCCAAUAUCUAUGAAGAUAUUAUUGGUUCCGCCACCAUAGUUUCACCUGGAAAAUUAUUUGUCAAAUUUCCCGUAUCGCCAGCCUAUAAUGUAACCACAAAUUAUUGGGUUUUGGAUACAGAUUAUGAUAAUUAUGCCACGGUCUACUCCUGUACACCUUUAAAUAAUAACUCGCAUUCAACCAUUGUUUGGAUUUUAACCCGUGCCCAAAUACCCAGUGCCACCGUGAUUGAUAAUGCAGCCAGUGCUUUGAAAAAGAACAACGUGUCCUUGUUGCCUUUGAAAAUUACCAAUCAAAUUUCUUGUGAUGAUGUUAAACAACAGCCGCAAUAA